Molecule: messenger RNA, 1221 nt
Organism: Megalobrama amblycephala (Wuchang bream)
Lineage: Eukaryota; Metazoa; Chordata; Actinopteri; Cypriniformes; Xenocyprididae
Exons: 2
Coding region: 227-670 (147 amino acids)
Source: RefSeq, a predicted model, not a curated record
AGCUCCUCACUUUCACAGUGUUUUUUGUGUUAUUUGCACAGAAUUACAUUUAAAGUUUCAAAAAUAAAAACUCUAUCAGUUGAUGUUAUUAAAGCAAGUGUUUUGAGCUCACUGAAAUAUGUGUGCUGUAAAACUAUCAAAAUUAUUAUGACUUGCAAGAAAUCCUCUAAAAUAAUCUGAGAUGUGACGAUAAACUCAUUGAAGUUUUGGACCUGCGGGUGUCAUCAUGUCCGUCACGAGCAAGCCGCCGCCGCUGCCCCCUGCAGAAGAGGAGGAGGUUUUCUUCAAGACUUACAUCCCACCUGCUCGAGACGCCAUUCAUCUGCCCAUUCACGUCUUCUACAUCAUCCUCGCUUCCAUCGUCAUAGUGAUGACGCUCUACGCCAUCAUCGGCCACCUCAUGAAGGACCUGUUGCACGACCUGGCAGACUGUCUGUUCGGGCCGCAGCCGGAGGAGAAGGAGAUCAACAUGUGCGAGAACAAAGACAAGUUCAUGGUGGACUGGUGUCCGGAGACCAGCCCGGAGCUGGAGGAGAUGGCCCGCGCCGAGGAGAUCAAAGUGGUGAUGGAGGGCGGCAGAAUCACCCCGGCCAUCUGGAUCAUCUCUGACGGGACGGAGGGCAGAGCGCCGCGCACCGGCCCGCGGGUGGCAUUCGGCAAGAACGUGUAGAGCUUCGACAGGGCAGCGAUUAAUUCGAGUAUAUUCCAAUAUAUUUGACUCAUGGGUUGUUCGGGUUUACGGUGACUGUGUGACGCCUGCUGGUCUCUGUCAGUAAUGCAACUUCCCAGGAUCAGUUGAACAGUGGUUUUCAUGGAUCCUGGUCCUGGAGACCCACACAUCUGUCUCACCAUUCUCUCUCCUAACCAGCUGUAUCAGGUGUUUUAAAACAGAAACCUCGAUCUGCUCUCUGACUCUCAGAAUCCAGAACAAGAAAUUACAGAUUCAAAAAAUAAAUGAUUAAAACAUAUAUACAUUUGAUUUAAAUCUUUUAUUCAAAUCAAUGUUUAAAAGCAUUCAUACCACAGUUUAACUCCCCAUGUCAACAUUAGACAAAGAGUGAGAGAUUAUUGUGUUCGUUUGUGCUUCACAUCGAUAAUGAAGACAGAACUGAAUUAAGAAUGCCUGACCAAAAGUAUAAAGUAUACCAAACAGAAUACAGGAUUGUAAUUCAAGGUUGAAUUUAAGGAAGAAGAAAUAAAACAGAGUGAAAUUCAACAAGA